AUGACUGGGACCAGGAGGAGUGCAUGGGGGAGCAGCUUCAAGCUGCUGGCUGUUCCACCAUCUGUCUGUCCACACAUCCCCCCAGCCAUCCCCGCGUGGCACCAGGGGGCAGGUACCUUCACAAACUCUCCUGGAGGUCCUGGUGGCCCUACGGGUCCAAGUGGACCCGGGGGGCCUGGAUCACCAAAGGGUCCCCGUGGGCCAGGGCUCCCGGAGGGGCCGGGGCUGCCCUGGAAGACAGAGAUGCUCCAUUAG
Molecule: messenger RNA, 255 nt
Organism: Cariama cristata (Red-legged seriema)
Lineage: Eukaryota; Metazoa; Chordata; Aves; Cariamiformes; Cariamidae
Gene: PCOTH
Product: C1QTNF9B antisense RNA 1
Exons: 1
Coding region: 1-255 (84 amino acids)
Source: RefSeq, a predicted model, not a curated record